Messenger RNA from Anopheles maculipalpis, 4431 nucleotides. RefSeq lists its product as uncharacterized. NCBI's taxonomy places the organism in Eukaryota, Metazoa, Arthropoda, Insecta, Diptera, Culicidae. The record is from RefSeq and is a predicted model, not a curated record. Bases 1 to 4431 code for a protein of 1476 amino acids. The transcript has 2 exons.
AUGUCGGAGCAAGAACGUGCCGCGCUGACUAAUUUAGCGGACAGUUGUGCUAAUGAAGAACAGUGUUAUGAGAAAAUCUUAGCCAUCGUCGUGAAAGAUGCUGAGCCAGCAACGGCAUGCUACCGGGUGCUGAAACUAAAUUCCCUUCCACUGUUUAAGACGUAUCUUUCGUCCACCGGCCUUGACGAAACGGCACUGUUUCAGUGCAUGGCAAGCGCAAUUAUUAGCCUGAGUGUUAGAAAUGUUGCUCUUUCGAACGAGCUCGAUUUGUACGUCAAGUGGAAACUGUCCGACUACGGGUACCGGAAGCUGACGGGCAAUUGGAAUUGUAGUGCAGCUGCAGCCGGUUGGAAGAGUCACAUCGGUGUGAUAAGCCAAUGCUGGGACGAUAUAGUGAAGCACAAGUACAACGCAAACGAUAACGUAGACGACCGGUUCCUGCAUCGUGUGCAUACCAUGCACAACCAUUUAUAUUUUAUCAGACUGAAGACGUUUCUCAAACACCUACCAGUGAUGGAAACAUUGUUUUGUUUGGCCAUUUUUAUGAAUAUACACAAAAAUCCCGCUGCCUAUCGUCCCUAUCGUCUGCUAAUCUGCAAGCGGUUCAUUGUCGAAUGUUUGGAAGCGAUCGUAUGCCAGCUGAAGCACAUGCAGGCAGUACUCGAACAAAUCGAACUGCAGCUAAGCAACAUUGUUAGGCCCGAAGCGUGGGCUAACGGUGAGCUGGCCAACGGGUUGGCUACCUUAAAAAGAGAUGAAACGAUCGGUAAGAUCGAAAGCACCCUACCGUGUGUGGUUCAUCCGAAGAACGUGUGCGAACGAAUAAUGGCCGGAAUGAGAAGGAAAACACCGAUAGAAGCGAUCGUUACUAGCAUCGUGGCAGACGAAACGUUUCACUUACCGGAGGAUCCAACGUUACAUCCUGGCACACUGGAAGCGAUCCGCGGCUGCUACAGUCAAAUGAAGUUGCUCUAUUUGAUGAUGAAAAUGCACAAGCAUAUUUCGUACAUUGCGCAGACCGAUCUAGCAAAUCAAGCGCAUGCAUUACCUUCCCUGGAGCGUUCGAUGAUGAUGGUCGGUGAAGCGUUUAACGAAUUGAACAAGCUCGAUCUGCCUGACAGUGCAGUACUGCUGGCUGGUAGGUUUAAGAAGAGUAGUAUCUUUCGUCGAAACUUUUACACGCACAGUUUGGCUAUGUUCAAAAAACGGCCUGACGAGAUCUUGUUGAAAUACUGGUCAAACUAUAUGCAUGCGAUCCGGCUGAUUGUGGUGCUGAUGCUGGCUGUUAUUGCUGCCGAAAUUCGGCUCACUUUCUAUCGUAAGCUGCACCGGUGUGAGACACUGGGUACGCUCCGUGCGCUACUGAUCUAUACCGGCGAGAGUGAUUGUUUCCGAGAGUCAGAAAACGAAUGGUACGAGAAUGUGUCGAAUAAUCCUAAACAAGGCCGUAUACGACUGGAGCAAAUGUUUGCAAACACAACGAACAGCAAGCAUCAUAUAUUGGAUGAAACUUACGAAAAUUUGGUAAAAUUUCAAGGUUCCGCUAAAGAAGUGCUUCAAAAAUUGAAAGCAAUUGAAGGCCGAUUCGACUACGAGAGUGUACGUAAAACGUGUUUCGCUAGUGGAGAUCUGUUUGUCAUAAAAAAUUUAUUGCUGUGGAAGUUGCAGGAGCACAUCCUGCCCAAAAACAGCAUAAAAGUAAAGCAAAUCAUACUAGAACUAAUCUGCAAUGGAGAAAUAAUUGAGCUUCCAGAAUCGACACCUUUCGACUUUGUUGAUCAACAAAUUUUUCUCAACCAUUUCGCUCCUUUGGGUUUACAGAUAAUGCACUACAGAGAGUCGGUGGUAAACUUUAUCAAUAAACUAAAUAAAGGCAACCGAUCGGUGGACGAUAACGGAUGGAACAAGCUGCACGAUAAGUUAAAUCCUUACUAUGGCAACAUUUUUCGACUUGACAAAAAGUGGACCGUGCUGAAAGAUUUUUGCACUGAGCUUGAAAUAAGGUGGGACAGCAAGUUAGCGUCUAAACUUCGGCAAAAGGAUCUGCUGCUUUUGCAAGCACUGUUUGACGAGCGGCGUAAAAGAUUGCGCACGCUGUUCGAGCAGUGUGCCAUCCGAACGGAGGAUGAUCUAGUGCACAAGCUGUUCGAAAUUCCGCUGCACGUUCGAGCGGCCAUGGAGUACAUACAGGGGGAGAUGUGUAAAAUGUUGCUGACGGUUAAGUACUUUGGCGACAACUUUCCCGCAUUGACACAUUCGCUGCCGAUGCUUCAGGGUAAAAGCUAUCGCAACUAUCUAGCGCACGACGGGCUGUCCUACGAUCUGGUGACAAGCAGUGGCGAUGAAAAGUGUCUAAUAAAUGCGUUCGUGUUUGCCAACAGAUCGGUCGAGCUGUUCUCGGUAAGGUCCAAGGUGCCCACGCUGAACUUUCCAUCGUUUGCGGAUGCGGUGCUAUGGAUCGAUCAGCAGCAGGAACUACGAUCGGCGAUCGAGUCAGGUGAUGUGCAGCAAGCAGAGGCAAAGCUGAAAGCAGGUGCAGAAAUUAAGGGUAAAUAUUACUGCUCGCUGGACGUUCGCUACCAGCCAACGAAGCACCACACUCUGGCAGAUUUGGUCGAAUGGUCCAACCAAGCAACAGCACCGGUUUUGGCACUGCUGAGCCACUAUUUUCCGACCUUCCGUGCGGACUUGCAUAGUGUACAACGGCUCAUCAGCAACGCACUGGCACGCCGUGACUUUGAAGCAGCGUACGGGUUGAUUUUUGAAAAGCAAGAAUUGCGGAAAGAAUUAUUAGCCUGGCCCAGCUUACCGCUGAAGUACGCGGAAGUUUUAAUAACGAAGGAAGGGUGGGCUAAUGUACUGAAAGAAUUGUUCGACUGCGGAAACAGUCCGGUAGCGCUGGAAGUAAUGAAGCGCCACGAGCAUUUGCUUGCAGCAAGGACCGAUCCUACCGUUGCCCUGAUGAACGAUCUGCUGCAACAUGCAAUGUUUCGCGACCUGCCAGAGUGCCGUAACGCUUUGCUCUCGCGAAUGAGCUGCCGUUUACUACCGGAAACACUAGAGCUCGCAAUUGCCAUACACUGGGCGGACUUGAUGAAGUAUGAUGCUGCCAAACGCGUGCUUGAUGAUGCUUUAAAUUGUGGAACUUUGCUGUGUGCAGCCGUAAUGGUGUCCAACUUUCAGGCUAUGGAAUAUUUUUUGAACCGUGGACAUCAUAAGGAAUGUUACUAUGCAGCUGUUUGCUACGGUACCACACCGGUGUUGGAACAUUUGCUUAGACACUUCCCCGUUGAGGAUGAUAAGCUCCUAUCCGAACUGCUUUCAGCAGCGUCUGGUAUUAAAAUUUGGAGCUGUGUUCGAUUGCUGUUAGAGAAGGAUGUUUGUGCUGGUAAUGCGCUGCCCAUACUCGUUCGGCACGGUAUGGUAGAUCUUAUCCGGUGUAUCAAACGGCUAGACUAUGUAGAAUUCUGGAACGCUACCUCCACACAUCCAUUUCUUAUAGCGUCUAAGUACGACAAGCUAUCGGAUGAAAUGUUCGACGUGAUCCGAUCGCUUGGUUUCUGCUGUUUUGAUAAUACCGAGGUACUGCAUGAAAUGGUUAAGCAAGGAAGAUGGAGUUCGAUUUGUGAGGACCUAACCUGUCAGCUUUCGAACCGUUCGCCAUCGCUCACCGUUCACUGUGAACAGAUGAUGAAUGUGCUGUCCCGUUGGAAAAAGAUCGCCCUUUUCGAAAAGCCGUUCGAGGGAAAAACUACAUUAAGCAUUGUACUGGAGGCACCGAACACAUUUGAAACUGUCAGUAGAGUGUUAGAGUUGGCUCGUGACAUGCGCAGGCUGGAAGAUUUGGUGCUGAGCGAUAUAGCUAUUGGAAAGGACACAACGAUUGUACGGUAUGGUUGUGAGCGGUACGGGAAGGUGAUUGUGGAUAGUUGCAACGGAAUCAUGCAAAAAAUAGAAGGUCUUCGUAACGCUCCAGGUGCGUUGCAGUGGCAAGACUUUACGAUGGACAUCUACAAGGCGUCGGUUAUGAAGUUCAGUGUUCUUGGUGCAACAAACGGGAAUCUUGAGCUUCUACAGACUCAGCUACAGAUAAGCGGCUCAACGUUAGCUGACAAGCUGCUAAGUUUUCGAACUAUUACGGAUGAAUUAUUCGGCAAGGAUUCUACAGUUUAUGCAACGCUAGCGACAGAUUCCCAUACUUUAGUUUUCUUCAAAAUCGACGAAUGGUGUUGCGUGUACGAUCGCUACCCUUUAGACAGUACGGUUGAUCUUUCGAGCGUGGUGAAUGCAACGCUACUGAACAGAAGAACCAUUCUGCAAAAUGCUAUUUGUCACAAAUGCCAUCUGGACGUGGUUAAGCUGCUGAUGAAAAAUGGUGCCAAUCUUUUGCUGGCAGACGAUUACCGCACUCUAUCUGAUGGAAAUGUGUAA